Messenger RNA from Phytomonas sp. EM1, 5067 nucleotides. The record is from the annotation of a GenBank genome assembly. Lineage: Eukaryota; Euglenozoa; Kinetoplastea; Trypanosomatida; Trypanosomatidae.
AUGUACAAAUCUCAAGAAAAUGUUUCCAAUUUUGGCACUUCACUUAAUAAAACGUCACUACGAGAGCGUCUGCGUGCUCGGCAUGAUAAUGCACUUAAGAACUUUAGGGAGUCCAUGAAAUCUCUUCAUGAGGGUGUUGAUUGUGCUCAAAAGAAAGUUGCCCUGCGACUUAAGCAGGAAUUAGAUAGUAGCCAUGCGGCGACAGCUGCUAUUCUCGCCGCUGAGCAGCACACAGUGCAGGAGCACGGGGAAUUACUUAAUGAACACGCCAGACGGUGGGAAAACGUCUCAGACGGUAGUGUACUUUCUCCGUUCGAAGAUAGCUUCUUUAGCGCGGGAGACACCAAUUUUGAUGCUGGCAUGGAGCGUAUGAGAGCAGAGCGAUACCGUUUGCUAGGGCAAGCGGUGAAUCUACAGAAUGAAUUUAGCGCCCGAACAGUUUUGAUACAAGGUUGCAUUAAGGAGAUGGUGGAGCAUGAAACCCAUAGAAAGGAUGCCGUCCAAUCUGCCCUUCGCGAGCUGAUGCUUUCCUUAGCGAAGAUUAGUUACUGCAACGUGACCGCCUCCCAUGUGCUGGCUCAGCGUGAAAUGCACUGCAUUAAUCAGACCAUCGCAGCUAACUACGAAGGCAUCCAAACACUUUUUGCCCAGCUUAGCUGUCGUGAGUUGCUUAAACAGGAACAAUACACCACCACAAUGGCUGGGAUCUACCAACAGGUGUUGAAUUGUAUGGCCAAAAGUAGCGCGUAUUGGCUGCGCACCUUGCUUCAAUCGGAGUAUUUUCGCCGACCAGUAGAGCGCGUCGAAUGUGUACAAAGGGUUUCGGAGUUGACCACGACAGCACAUGCGAAUGGUGUUCAAUUCCUCAGUAAUCUCCGUGUGAUGAUUGACUCCCUGCGGGACGCCGAGAGGCCCCUUGCUGAGGCCAAGGAGGAGGACUACCAAGUCUGUGGUGGCAGCACCCCUACCGGCUGGCUGCGGCACUACCGCGGGGAGACGAGUAGCGGUCUCGUUCCCAUACACAGCUGCGCGGAAGUAGUCGAUGAGUGGCGGAUGAAGGCUAGUGUGGUGGUGCGCAAUAACAACUCUCGCUGUAUGGAGCUGUCGGACAGGAUACGGUGUAUGGAGAAUGCUCGAGUGGGCGUCGCGGAGCAGCUGAAUCACCAACUGAUGUACUCUAUUGAGUGGAUACAUACCCCUAUGGACGAUGAGAUCGACCUGCUCCGGCUCGCAUCGGUGCCGAAGGUCAUUCCUGAGGAUUUGAAACGGGAUAUCGAUACGUCAUUUGUGAAGGACGAGUACAAGCCCUUCGCAAGCACCCGUUUUAGUCAGGCCUCCGAGUUGCAGACAGCGUACAGGCGUUUGCUAGAGCCUCUUAUUGUCUUCGUGAGAACGGAGUCACUUUGGUUCACUGCGGUUGUAACUAAUAGGCUGCACAAAAAGCAACACACCUUUGAGCAGUUGUUGCUGCGUGCCAGCACCAGCGUGCUUCAAUGGUUUGAAAAAGCAUCGGAUGCGCUAGUGGGUACCAUAAAGGGUGUUGUGGGCUACCUACGUGAGUUUUACCAGAAGUGCUAUGAGACACGUAUGUGGUAUAACGAAGAACUGGUGAAGAUGGAGCAGCAACUCACUGUGCUUCAAGAUCGGCUCGCAAAGUCAGAAUCUAAGGAGGAGGCUGAAAAACUCUUUAGCCAAGGUCUGAAUUGUCUUGAACAGAUAGCUCAACGCCACAUUCGGUUUCAUAAUGAAAUGAUUCUACACCUGGACCAGGCAGUGGAUUCCGUUGGGGGAAAUACGGAUCGGUACUGCGGCAUGAUGCUUGAUAAGAUUUGCGUUGAGUCGGUGGAGGACACGGAGGCCCGAGUCUUACGGGAGCAUCAAUCCAAGGUUGAGUCUAUUAUGGCCAUGCUGGCGCUCCAGGAACAGCAGCAGAAAGGGAAGCGUGGAAACAGAAAAGGAGCCGAGGAAAUUGCCAAUUAUUUAACCCUGGAACCCAUGACUGAGGACGCGGUACCAAUGGAUGUGGUUACCUACCCUCAAUUAACUGCGCAGUCAGGGGUAGUAUAUAACAUCAUUGCACCUAUGCAGCUCAUCCGGGAGCAGGAUCAUGAAGACAGCAUCCCUUUCAACUUUCCUUUGAUGUCUGAACCUACGGCGGUGCCUACCGAGUUUGUUUCUUGUUACGAUGCUCUUUUUGCAGGAUCGGCUGAAAGUAGUGUGGAUAGUUUUAUUUCCAAAGAAAAUGACAUCACGGUGUGGAAAGAGGCCCUGCGGCAGGGGCUGCUCGACUGGACGCUGGCGCUUCGCGCAUACACGAUGCAGAAUAUUAAGGCCUUCUGCCAGCGCGCGCGAGCGGAUCAGUCCAUCGAAACGAGUGAGUUACUACGUUGCCACCGCCGCCGACCUGCGACUCUGCAGGUGCAGGUCUAUGAGUCUCGUGUUCGUCAGCUCGAGGACAAUGCCCAUGUAGCCAUUAAGUAUGGUGUACGCUUGCGAGAGCGCGUCGCAUCGGUGCUGUGCGUGUUCGAAGAGUUCGAUAAAAAUGAGGUAUGGGCUGCUGAGGACAAGCAAGUGCUGGCGCAGCUCCAAGAAAUGGAGGCACAGGCUCUAAAAGCGCCCAACGCUUCUGCGUUACAGAGUCGUGAGCGUCAGUAUAAAGCUGUGUGCAUGCAAUACGUCAAUUGCGUGGACCACCGUACCGAGGUACUUCUAGACCGUGUAAAGAGCACCAUAUCAUCUUUAACGCUUGAGCUACACCAACUCCAGACAUCUCACUCGCCACACCUAAACGAUGGUGGCAAGGCCGCCAUGGAGCGAAUUCAUGCCGUUUUAAAAGAGCUCGACGAAACUAAGGACAAUGUGUGUCGUCAUGGCGAGAUGCAACGUGAGCGACGUCUUAACACAAUUCAGACAUUGCAAGCCAGAUACGAUGCUACUCACGCGCGCACCACCGCCGAGCUACAGCUGAUCGCUUGCCUCCAGGAAGUUGCUUCCCGCUUUAGGGUGCAGGUACAAUCCUUUAUAAAUGCCUCCAAGGCGUCCGAGGACGCGUUAAACCGUGCCAUUGAUUUUCUAGAUACGAGCCGUCAGCGCAUGCCGCUGAGGCCCGACUUCGUGGCCAACAUUCUAGCGAGCACCCACCUUGACGUGCUGAUAGCGGCUGAGGUAGGUACCUCUGAUCGACACAAAAACGAGGGAAAUGCGGAGUCGCCGCUGCCCACCACGGAGGUUCUCACCACACAAUUCGAACAUGAUCUGCAGGCUCUUAAGCUGAAAACCCAGCAAACUGUGAGGACGUGCACGGCAAACGAGGUACUCUCUACUCUCGACCAAUUAAGAGAUCGCCUCUACGUCCGUGGGAUUGUGCUACAAGCACUUCACUACAGCAUCGAGAUGCUUAUGGUCGAUCCGGAGCACUACAUCGCCCCAAGAAUCCCCCGUAGCGGCGGGUCGGACGGCCAAUCAGGGUAUAACAUUUCCUCGGGGGCUUCGGAGCGGCCUAGUAGCGGCCACGUCGGGGGGGCGCGUCGGGGUGGAAAGGGGGCAAAAUCCCAGGGCGCGGCGCAUUUCUCCGCCCCGGUGCCAGAGCAACAGCUGCUCCCCGCGUCCACCUCAGCCCUCGCGCAGCUCGGGACGUGGGCGAUGGGGUUUCGCACCGCCGCGAUGGAGGUGGCGCGGGCGCACUUUGCGGCCUACCCUAUGCCCCUGGAGCACCCCUUACCCCAUAUGCUGGCGGAAGCCAUCACGGCUGGCCUUAAGGAGAGGAUCAUGGGGGUGGGUCCGGAGCCAGGCUCGCUGGAUGAGGUUGAGAUGGCCAUCAACUUUCUCUGUCGUACCCAAGAAGCCCAGGUCCGGGAGCAUUUGAGGGAGGCUCUAAGAAUCUACCGCCAGCAACUACAGCUAGCCUAUAAUAUAGUACAGGCUCUGCCCCAGUGGUUGAGUGCGUCCGUGUACUUCAUUUCAGCGACCGCAGUGAGCCUCCACGUGCAAAGUGUACUUCAGCGUUUUGAGGCCUUUCACCGUCUUUCAACUGCUCUUCGCAUAGCGAAUGACCGAAAGAUGAAAGUGUCGCUCAGUUCGCAAUCUAAAAGAGAUGUUUUGCAACGGCUAAUCGCAUCAGAGUCCGCUCGUCAGGCCUUAGCUGCGGAGGUAACAGCACGAUUUUGGGUCUUUGCGUUGCAUGGACUCCAAGAAGAGGCCAGGGAGCAUGCUGCGCGCUGCCACACGAGCAGCAAUAGCCUCAUGUCCUUGCUUAGAGGUCUUGUGGGUCCAGCUCAUCUCGUAGCCUUGGGAGAGGGUGAAGUAGUGGAGGGACACCACCGAGGCCUCAGGUACCUGAAGCAGCUCAAGUCAAAGAAUACUCAAGCGAUGUUACAAAAUGAAUUGCCAAGUAGCAGUGUUGCUUUCAAUCGCGAUACUCGUCUGCAGGAUGCCUCAGGACCUGGAAAGCAAGAAUUCACGAGCAGUCGAAGGGUCAUCAGCGUUGGCAACAAGGAGCGUGGCCAUAAUUCUAACCUGGAUAACACCUAUGGCGGCAGCAAGACCUUGACACCUAUAACUUAUCCAAUGGUGGAGCUCUUGGGUCUUCCUACUGCUCAGGUGAGGCCACUGGAGGCGUUUUAUGCGGAACAUCCAGAGUGGGCUGUAGCCCUGCCGAUGUCUGGUCCCGCGUUUUCGCAUCCAGCGCCUGUCGAGGAUGUCGGUGCGGCUCCUGCUGGUGGUGGAGGGUCCCGCACUACAGGAGCCGUAAAAAAGGUGAUCCAACCCGAGCAGGUGGCGACCGCCCCUCCAUCAAUUCCACGAACUUCAGCAUUUAUCGUGCCCGACACGAGACUAUUCCAAGAAACUGUCACACUUGCCCACAAAUCGGUCGAGGAGUUCAACACGGCUGUGCAGGAAAUCGUUCAGCAUCUGAAUAAGGCUUUCCAUGGAUGGCUACAACGGGAGGCGCACUACAAACAAAAUUGGGACCUUUCUGUCAAAUCUCUAUAUCACGUCAGCGCACGAAAAUGUAGCUUAGGCUCGACCAAUGGUCUAAGUCUACUUGAGAAUGAUAACCCUGAGUAG